GAAUCCUCUGCUUCUCCUCAUUCGACGAACCGCUGCUGUCGCCGAUUCCGCCUCCGAGUCGACUCAGUCCUCUUUCUCAUUCGCCCUGUUUUCCAUUUUAUUUUAACCAUUAUAUAAUAUAUAUUUAUAUUAUUUAUAUUUUCUUUCUCUUUUUUAAUAAAUAAUUUCUCUUCUCUUUUUUUUUUUUAUUUUCAAUUUUAUAGUGAUUAUAUUUUAGUAUAUUUUUAGUAGUAGUCGAUUUGAUUGACUCAGUGAGUUCGGCAACGAGUCGAAUCGUCUCCGGUCCGAUCCAUGAGGCUUAUCUCCCCGUUGCCCCACACGAGUCAGCGCGCAGAUCCACCUCCGAUGGCCUCCAACUCCGCCGUCCGCCUUCCGCCGCCUUGCCCUCAUCUCGCCGCCUACCGCUCCGGCUGCGGCGGUUCAGGACUGCGAUCGCUCCAUCGCUGCCUCCGCCGGCGGCCCCCGCUCGGACGCCCCGAGGUCCGUCGUGACCAAGGCGAGGUGCCCCGCUGUGGCGCCUGCCAAGGUGGUGGCGCUCGGUUGUACGCUUGCCUUGCGUGCGCCGCCGUGUCCUGCAGCCGCCACGCCCCCGACCACGCCGCGAUGCGCCCGGGGCACGAGAUCGGCGUCGACGUCGACCGGGCGGAGCUGUUCUGCGCCGCGUGCCGCGAUCAGGUCUACGAUCCCGAUUUCGACGCUGCCGUAGUGAUCGCGCUUACCGCGCCCGCAGCAUCCUGGGCCCCGCAGACGCGGACGGGGAGUCGGGCGAAGCGUCCUAGGAGGGUGGAGUACCGCCGGUGGGCACCCGAUGCGGACGAGCGAGCGGUGAUCGGGCGGAGAUCUGGCCCUUUGCUCGUCCGCGAGGACAAUGCCUACGCUUGCUCCACCACCGCCACAGUGAAUUCGACGGCUAACGCUGCUACCACCUCCUCUGCUACCUCUUCCGCUUCGCUGCCGUGGGGAUUGAGGGGUUUGAACAAUCUGGGCAAUACCUGCUUCAUGAACUCUGUGCUGCAAGCGCUGCUACACACACCAUUGCUGAGGAACUAUUUCUUGAGCGAUCGGCACAACCCCCUCGUCUGUCAGCAGAAGACCAGGAAGAAGUCUACCGCCAAGGAUAGGAACAAUGGUCGGGAUGGAGCAGGCGGCUUGCAAAUCUGUUUGGCCUGUGACUUGGACGCGAUGUAUUCGGCUGUCUUCUCCGGCGAUCGGAAGCCUUACAGCCCUGCCAAAUUUCUUUACAGCUGGUGGCGAUAUGCAUCAAACCUCGCAAAUUAUCAACAGCAUGAUGCACAUGAAUUUUUCAUUUGCAUGCUUGAUGGAAUCCAUGAAAAGGAGCAGGAUCCGUGCAAACCUUCCAGCCAUGAAAGCAGUGGAGAAUGCUGCAUUGCUCAUAGGGUCUUUUCGGGUACCUUGAGAUCAGAUGUCACUUGCACCAUUUGUGGGUUUACAUCUACAACAUAUGAUCCUUGCGUCGACAUAUCCUUGGACUUAGACUCUAAGAAGAAUUCUACGAAAACAAACGGUCCCAAACACCACAUGAACGGCGGUGUAACGAAGUCAAUAUCCACGGGCCAAAAAUCCGGAACUUCUACCCUUAUGGAAUGUCUUGAUCGCUUCACGAGACCAGAAAAACUGGGUGUUGACCAGAAGCUCUUCUGCCAACAAUGCCAGGUGAGGCAGGAAUCCUUGAAACAGAUGUCGAUAAGGAAGAUUCCACUGGUAACUUGCUUCCACAUCAAGCGUUUCGAACAUUCGUCAAUGAAGAAAGCAUUGAGGAAGGUGGACCAAUAUCUGGACUUCCCAUUUUCCCUCGACCUGGCCCCAUAUCUCUCAUCCUCCAUCCUCCGAGCCAGAUAUGGCAACCGUGUGCUGGCCUCUGAGGAUUACAACUCAGAUUCAGAUGCAUCAGUCGAGUUGGUUUCAAACUUGGAGCUCUUCGCGGUGGUCACCCACAGCGGCAAACUAGAUGCCGGCCAUUACCUGACGUACCUUCGUCUCAACAGCCAAUGGUACCGGUGCGAUGACGCAUGGAUCACUCACGUCAACGAGAGCAUGGUACGGUCUUCGCAGGCGUACAUGCUCUUCUAUGUACAGAAAAUUCUUUACUACAAAGCAAGUGAGAGUCUGAUCAGCCCCUGAAGUACUCCUAUUUGUCAAUAACAAGCUCCAGUUUUGACACCAGAAAGCCAACUUACGAGCAGCUGAUUGCAGAUUUACCGACUUCUAUAUUCUAAAGUCUCCUACAGACUACCUCGAUACAACCUAAACAAAUUGAUUGAUAUUAGAGUGUCUUUUGACCCAAUGAGUUGUCAGUUUUUUUGGUACAACUUAACAGCGCUAGCAGCUGUUUGUACUUGAGAUCUUCCACUCCUUCAGAGGAUUGAAGGGAACCCUUAGGUUUAGAGGUUGUCCUCUCUGCUAAAUGUAGUCGACAUUUUGUCGGUUAGUAUUGCUCACUUGUUGCUUCAAGCAUUUAUGCUUGAAGGUUGUUCCUUUAUUUCUCUCUCUAUGAAGUAACUUGCUCAUGGUAUGUGAUUUAUCGGUCUCGUCUUGUGAAGUCGAUGAUCGCGAACUAAGGAACACAAGCAAUUGGAAGGGUUGAA
Messenger RNA from Zingiber officinale, 2606 nucleotides. Its product is annotated as ubiquitin C-terminal hydrolase 22-like. NCBI's taxonomy places the organism in Eukaryota, Viridiplantae, Streptophyta, Magnoliopsida, Zingiberales, Zingiberaceae. The record is from RefSeq and is a predicted model, not a curated record. The transcript is spliced from 3 exons. The coding region runs from base 292 to 2142 and encodes 616 amino acids. Gene Ontology annotation, biological process: protein deubiquitination. Gene Ontology annotation, molecular function: zinc ion binding; cysteine-type deubiquitinase activity.